Messenger RNA from Humulus lupulus (European hop), 1287 nucleotides. RefSeq lists its product as uncharacterized. The coding region runs from base 183 to 1118 and encodes 311 amino acids. The record is from RefSeq and is a predicted model, not a curated record. The transcript is spliced from 2 exons. Lineage: Eukaryota; Viridiplantae; Streptophyta; Magnoliopsida; Rosales; Cannabaceae.
AGUCAGACUCAGUUAUGUAUGUUCUUCAACAAAAAAUCACUUAGUAAACUCCCGAAGAAAGUGCUCCCUCCUCGUCUUCUCAAAAUCAUACAAAAUCCCCUUAAACCCUAAAUUAUCUCUCUCCAAUCAGGUCUCUCGGCCAACCCACUUCGCCAGCUCUCUAUCCUUCAUUGCUAGCAGCCAUGGCUCUAGAAGAUGAAGUAGCAGAAGGUUCGCCUUCUCCAAUUCUCAAGUCCCAAGAGUCUGAUGAGAAAAGUGAAGCUCUUUCACUAGAAGAUAUUGCUUGGGUCAACUCUUGUUUGAUCAAAGAAUCUGAAAUUCCUGAUGGUAACUGGAAUUCUGUGACAGAUGCUUUGCUAGAAAAUCUGAGCUCUCAGCCUGGUUUGUAUAAUUCUGCAUCUGUUAGUGAUGCAAUUCACAAGUCCCAAGAGUCUGAUGAGAAAAGUAAAGCUCUUUUACUAGAAGAUAUUGCUUGGGUCAACUCUCGUUUGAUCAAAGAAUCUGAAAUUCCUGAUGGUAACUGGAAUUCUGUGUCAGAUGCUUUGCUAGAAAUUCUGAGCUCUAAGCCUGGUUUGUAUAAUUCUGCAUCUGUUAGUGAUGAAUGUUCUCAAGAUAAGGACGUCGAGAUGGUUACUUGCACUGAAAGUGCAGAAGAUGGUCAGCUUUCGGGAACAAGAACUGAAAGUGGGGAGGAGUCUCCAAGACAUGCUAACAAUCUUCUUUCCAUUAUCGAAGAAGCUGGAAGUAGUAGUGACAUUUCUCCUAUCAGGGACCCUAAUGAUUCACAGUCGGUCACUUUUGUAGGAAAUCCGUUUUUGCCAAGCUACAUUGAAGGCUCGAGUGCAACUGAAACUGCUGAGUUAGAAACUGAUCCAAGUUAUUCGGUGGACGAGAUAGAACCAUUAGCUGAUGAUAUCUUCAAGGUCUGGGAUUUGAGUAUCCCAGCAGAAGAAAAUGAGCUUGACAAGCAGUUGAAUAAGAUCCUUGAGGAAAGUGACCCUCAGUUGAAACCAUCGAUUCUUAAUGAUUCUGAUAUCCAGAAAGAUUUGAAAGAAGUGUCACUUGAUGAUGUAAUUGCUGCAAUUGCGGAGAUCUCUAUAAAUGAAAAUUUUAGUUAGGUAAAUGGAAAGAAAAAGAAAUCCAUGUUGCUCAUUUUUCUUCUUGUCACACAUUAGUGAUUGACACUAACAAGGCAUUUGGUUUCAUGGAGAUUAGAAUAGUGACACCCCAUUUAAGAGUGUAAUUCUCUGUGAUUAUGGUUAGCAAUAUAUUGUUCACUUUUCCUAG